ACAGAUUUUUUUUUUUUUUUUGGGGGGGUCGGGCGGCCAACCGGUUUUUAUCACCGCAGCGACACAAGGCUUCUCCUGUGUGUCUUUGGUUCGGUUGCUGUGUGUCUACCGGAGCGCAUUGGUAGUGAAGCAGAAAGCAGCGAUGAAGUUCAGAGACGCUAAAAACUCAUCCUUCCCUUGGUUUGGAAUGGAUAUUGGUGGGACACUGGUCAAACUUGUUUAUUUUGAGCCAAAAGACAUCACAGCUGAAGAAGAACAAGAAGAGGUAGAGAAUCUGAAGAGUAUUAGAAAGUACCUGACCUCCAAUAUAGCUUAUGGGAAAACAGGAAUCCGAGACGUGCAUCUGGAGCUGAAAAACUUGACAAUGUGUGGACGCAAAGGAAACUUGCAUUUUAUCCGUUUCCCAACACAUUCCAUGCCUAAGUUCAUCCAAAUGGGUAGAGACAAAAACUUCUCGAGUUUGCACACUACUCUGUGUGCAACAGGAGGCGGUGCUUACAAAUUUGAGGAUGAUUUUAGAAUGAUGGCUGACUUGCAGCUCCAUAAACUGGAUGAGUUGGACUGUCUGAUUCAAGGUCUGCUUUACAUUGAUUCAGUUGGCUUCAAUGGACAAUCUGAAUGCUACUAUUUUGAAAAUCCCACUGAUUCUGAUCAGUGCCAGAAAAAGCCAUACUGCUUGGAUAAUCCUUUUCCAAUGUUGCUUGUUAACAUAGGCUCAGGGGUCAGUAUCUUGGCUGUUUAUUCGAAGGACAAUUACAAGAGGGUUACUGGAACCAGUCUUGGUGGGGGAACCUUCCUGGGCUUGUGUUGUUUGCUUACUGGAUGUGAAACCUUUGAAGAAGCUCUUGAGAUGGCAGCAAAAGGAGAUAGCACUAAUGUAGAUAAACUAGUUAAAGAUAUCUAUGGUGGAGACUAUGAAAGAUUUGGUCUUCUGGGAUGUGCAGUAGCAUCCAGCUUUGGUCAUAUGAUGAGCAAAGAGAAGCGUGAUUCCAUUAGUAAGGAAGAUCUGGCGAAGGCAACUCUGGUUACAAUCACAAAUAACAUUGGAUCCAUAGCUCGAAUGUGUGCACUAAAUGAGAAUAUUACCAGGGUGGUGUUUGUUGGGAACUUUUUGAGAAUCAAUAUGGUCUCCAUGAAACUGUUAUCUUAUGCUAUGGAUUAUUGGUCCAAUGGGCAACUGAAAGCUUUGUUUUUGGAACACGAAGGUUACUUUGGAGCCGUUGGGGCAUUUCUGGAGUUAUUGAAGAUGACAGAUGCUCACUGAAAUGUACAAAAGGGACCACACCAUCUACAAGGAUAAUUUGUAUUUUAAAGCUGCUGACUAAACUUUAUUCUACUACUGGAAAGGAGCCAUUUAAUAAAACUUAACUUUUCUUAAUUUUCAUAUUAAAAUAGUUUGUUUUCAGUAAUAAGCUACUAUUGUUCUGGGUAUAGGCUCUUUUCUAAAGGGAAAGUAAAAAUCCUAUUAAUGUGUAUAAUGUGUAUAUAUUUUAAACAUUGUGCGAGAUAGCCAAAACUCACUGGUUUUAUGUAUUGAUUUUUGGAAAAGUAAUUUCUGUAUAAAUAUGGACCGAUCGGAGUUUUCUUCUGGGUUGUACUGCCUUGUGAAUUAUGUUAAUGAUUUAAGUAUUUAUGAACAAUUUGGGAGAUUGUGUGUGUUUAUUUGUGGUAUUUCAUGACCUGCUCCUGGUUUCAAAUGUAACAGUUUCAUUUGAAACGUGAAUCUAUUCCUGUAGUUCAUUGCUUUUGCAGGGAUUCUGGCAUGUAGUACAUUUUUGUAAGGAUGACCUUUCUUUGAACACAUAAAAAUAGACUGUGGGCAUUUGACAAACAUACCAACCAAAAGACCAACUUAAAAAAUCUAUCUUUCUUGAUGUGAGUUUAUAGAUCAAAGAAUUUAUCAGGUCACCGCAAAAUAGUCUUUGUGAAAGCAAUAUUUUGUCACAGAUUUGAAGAUACGGUGAAAUAAUGUGAUGCUCCUCUGAAUAUGUUCUUGCUUUCUUUAAAAAUAACUUAAUAAAAUUUACUGUAUGAUUGAACGGGCAUCAAUCUGCACCACAUUAGUUAAUGUUACUUCUCUGUAACUGAUGUUUCUAAUCUUUAUUUAAAAGUAAUAAUUCCGAUAAUUGCAAUGUGCUUUUUGAGACUGGUUCUCAAUAGUUAGUAAUUGCUACUCUCAGUUGUCUAAUUUAUAAAGGAUACUUUGAUGAGAUUAACUUAAUCAUGUUAAGUAAGAAAACCCAAUAACUUGCCAAUGCUGGAGGCAUGUGUAGGUUAAAAUUCUUUUUUUGUGGAAUAAAUUGACAUUUCAUCAGUAGCCACACAUCUACCACGUGGAGUUAAAUUGUACUUUGGAAAUUUGCAAAAACAUGAUAUCACAUAUGUAGCCUUUUUCUGGGGUUACAGUUUCCACAAUGGCAACAGAUUGAGAGGCUUUUGCUUGUGUAAUGUUAUUGCACUAUAUCUUAGUUUAGAUGUUCUAUGAUUGGUUGUGUAACAGGUUUUUAAUCCUACUGCCUGUAUUUCUCUGCAUUUUAUGUAAAUUCAUCUUUCGCUAUAAUUCUGUCCCAAGCUUUGCAUGUUAUAUCUAGCCAUUUUACUGCUUUCUUUUAAUCCUGUUUGUAUUACAUGUUUUAUGUGUAAGAAAUAGGAUUGCUGAAUAAGAGCAGUAUCUGCUCUGUCAUUUAUUGUGUAGGACUAGUGGCUACACCAUCAGCAUUAAACCUUUUUAAAUUUGAAAGAGAAGCUGCAACAUGUAGAAAUAGCUGCUGACCGAAUUGAGGAUAUUGCUAUAAAUUGUUGGGAAAUGUAUAUUAUUGGUACUUAGUCCAUUUAAGCUGUUUUAGAAGUCAUUUUGCUGAAAAUAUGUGGGACUGUACAAUUGCAUUCUAAUCCAAUACUGGAAUGUGAUGAAAUCAACAUUUUAAAAUAAAUGUUUCCAAUUUC
Messenger RNA from Callorhinchus milii (elephant shark), 2946 nucleotides. RefSeq names its product pantothenate kinase 1. Lineage: Eukaryota; Metazoa; Chordata; Chondrichthyes; Chimaeriformes; Callorhinchidae. The record is from RefSeq and is a predicted model, not a curated record. The coding region runs from base 143 to 1264 and encodes 373 amino acids. The transcript has 7 exons. Gene Ontology annotation, cellular component: nucleus; cytosol. Gene Ontology annotation, biological process: coenzyme A biosynthetic process. Gene Ontology annotation, molecular function: ATP binding; pantothenate kinase activity.